AUGAAGGAGAUACUAUCAAGGAAUGACAGAGAGUUCGUACUCUCAUCAAUUGAACAGAGACUUAGAUUGGAUGGUCGAAGAUUGAAUGACAUGAGAUCAAUCAAGAUAUCAUUCGGCAAAUCAUCAGGCAUGGUUGAGGUACAGCUAGGUAGAACAAGAGUAUAUACAACAGUAACAUGUGAAGUGUCUGAACCAAAGCCUGAAAGACCUAAUGAGGGAUUCUUUAUGUUUAGUACAGAGAUAUCACCAAUGGCUAGUGUAUCGGUGGAUUCAACAAGGAGUAAUCCGGCAGAGAUUGAAUUGGGAAGAUUGAUCGAGCGUGGACUGAAAGAGAGUAGAGCGAUUGAUACCGAGUCAUUGUGUAUUGUGGCUGGAUCUAAAGUAUGGACCAUUCGCACCAAUGUACAUGUGUUGGACGACUGUGGCAACCUACUCGACUGUGCCAGCAUAUCAGUGAUCACCGCUCUACUACACUUUAGAAAGCCAGAUGUCACUGUCGUUGGAAAUGAGGCGACCAUUCAUCCAAUUGAAGAGCGUGAGCCUGUGCCCCUGAGUAUUCAUCAUACUCCUAUAUCAAUCACAUUUGGCUUCUUCCCCAAAGGCGCGAUGAUUGUCGAUCCAGAGAGUAGGGAGGAGCAGGUAAUGGAUGGAAAGUUGAGUUUCUUGGUCAAUGUACACAAGGAGAUAUGUGGAGUUUCAAAGGGUGGCGGAAUGUCUACCACAAUAGAGCAGGUGAUUAAGUGUUCAAAGAUUGCGAUCAUCAGGACUGCUGAGGUGACUCAACAGAUCAGAGAGGCAUUGCAUCAGAACGUACAGGCGAGGAGCACCAGUGGAUCACAUUUGAGGCGCAAGUCAUUGCCACUGGAGAUCGUUGAGCACACUGUACCAACGACUCCGCCAUCACAACAACAAUCAAAGCCUCAGACUCAGACAACCACACAGACACAGACACCAAAGCAACAACCAACACAGACACAACCAUCAAAGAAAGUAGCACCGGCAAAGGCAGCACCAGCAGUGACAAAGACAGAUGGCAAACCUAUACCAAAUGCAUUGGAUGUAUUGAUGAAGGAUAGUGUCAAUCAAGAAUCAAUGUUUAGCGAAAAGAAUACAUGGGAUGACGAUAACAAUGACCACAAUGCAAUGCAAGUCGAUGUCCAAGAGACCAACAACAACAACAAGAAGAAUGUAUUGGCCAACAACAAGAAACAGACAAUGGUUGAUAGUGAUAGUGAGGAAGAAGAUGUUGUAGUCAUGACCACUACUCAAGCGACACAGGUGACUCCAACUCCAGCGCCAACUCCAGCACCACCAACUAAACAAACAACAUCUGAGCCCUCUAUCGAUGAAGAGGAAUCAGAAGACCUGUCAGUGGCCCUGCUUAAGAAGAAGCCAUCAGCCAAGAAGAAGGCGGCAACUGGAAAGAAAUAA
Messenger RNA from Acytostelium subglobosum LB1, 1431 nucleotides. RefSeq lists its product as hypothetical. Gene Ontology annotation, cellular component: cytoplasmic exosome (RNase complex); nuclear exosome (RNase complex). The transcript is spliced from 4 exons. Lineage: Eukaryota; Evosea; Eumycetozoa; Acytosteliales; Acytosteliaceae. Gene Ontology annotation, biological process: TRAMP-dependent tRNA surveillance pathway; exonucleolytic trimming to generate mature 3'-end of 5.8S rRNA from tricistronic rRNA transcript (SSU-rRNA, 5.8S rRNA, LSU-rRNA); U5 snRNA 3'-end processing. Bases 1 to 1431 code for a protein of 476 amino acids. The record is from RefSeq and is a predicted model, not a curated record.